This is a messenger RNA of Pseudonaja textilis, 1872 nucleotides long. RefSeq names its product DNA polymerase mu (gene POLM). NCBI's taxonomy places the organism in Eukaryota, Metazoa, Chordata, Lepidosauria, Squamata, Elapidae. The record is from RefSeq and is a predicted model, not a curated record. Gene Ontology annotation, cellular component: nucleus. Gene Ontology annotation, biological process: double-strand break repair via nonhomologous end joining. Gene Ontology annotation, molecular function: DNA binding; DNA-directed DNA polymerase activity.
UCCGGCCGCAAGUUCGGUGGCUUGCGGGAGUAAAAGAGGCGCGGAAGCUUUGCGGUAGGCUUCUUGGGAGACGGACGAGGGUGUCCCAUCGGUGGGCGGAUCAUGGCCCAACUGCCGGUGAAGAAACGGCGCCCCCCUCGGGCCGAGCCGGGUCAGCCAGCUAACUCCGAGCACCCGGUGCGUUUCCCUGAAGUGGUGCUCGGCCUGGUUGAGAAGCGGAUGGGCUCCAGCCGGAAAACGUUCCUCACCUCCUUGGCUCGCAGCAGAGGCUUCUGGGUAGAUGAUCCUUGCUGUGAGAAAGUGACUCACGUUGUGUCCGAAGGCAAUUCUGGAGAGGAAGUGGUUGAGUGGCUGAAGAAGAAUGGGAGGCCGCCUGCCAACGCUGGAGGGGAUGGGCCGGCUCUGCUGGACUUCAGCUGGUUCACGGAGAGCAUGAGCGCCGGGCGGCCCGUUGAGAUUGAACCCAGGCACCGCCUGAAGGUGGCCACUCCUGCAGAGCCGCCAGAGGAGAAGGUCCAGGUACCUCCCUACAUCUGCCAGAGACGGACUCCGCUGCUGCACCCCAACUCCGCGCUCACGGAGGCCCUAGAAACCAUGGCGGAAGAGGCCAAAUUCGCCGGGAGCGAGGUUCGCAGCUUGGCCUUUUCCAGGGCGGCUUCGGUGCUUAAGGCCCUCCCCGGGAAGGUCCGCAGAAUCCAGCAGCUCCACACGGUGCCCUGCAUUGGAGAGCAUUCGCGGAGAAUUGUCCAGGAAAUGCUGGAAGACGGGAUGUCUUCAGAAGUGGAGAAAGUCAGACACUCGGAGAGAUACCAGACGAUGAAGCUUUUCACGAAGAUCUUUGGAGUUGGGGUAAAGAUAGCCAGCCAGUGGUACCAGGAAGGGCUGAGGACCCUGGCUGACUUACAGCUGCACCAAAUAAAACUGAACAAAGAACAACAGGCAGGACUUCUUUAUUAUGAAGAUCUCAAUACCCCCGUGGAGCUCUUGGAAGCCAAGGCCAUCAGCCAGGUGGUGCUCCAGGUGAUUGAGCAGAUUUUGCCUGGGGCGACAGUCACUCUGACCGGAGGAUUUAGGAGAGGGAAGCCGUGUGGCCAUGAUGUGGACCUGCUCAUCACCCAUCCUUCCGAAGGUGAAGAAAUGGGACUCCUGCCCAAAAUCAUCAGUAACCUGGAUAGGCAGGGCUUCUUGCUGUAUCACAGUUUCCACCGAAGUAGCUUGCUCUCCCUGGAAGACGAAGAGCUGUGGGUUAGCGGCGGUUCGAGCACCAUGGACCACUUCGAACGCUGCCUUUCCAUCUUCCGCCUCGGGGACCCUGCUGGGAGCCCUCCAGGGAGCGCUGGGGUUCGGACGCUCGGCACCUCGGUGGGGCCUGGCACCUCCUGCCCCCAGAAAGCUGUGCGGGUGGACUUGGUUGUGACUCCGUACAACCAGUUUCCAUUUGCUUUGCUUGGCUGGACCGGCUCGCGGAAUUUUGAACGAGACCUCCGCCGUUUCUCUAAGAAGGAGAAAAAGAUGACUCUCAACAGCCAUGGCCUCUAUCACCUGGAGCAGAAAACUUUACUGCCCGCUGCCUCCGAGGAAGAGAUUUUCCAGCAUUUAGGACUGGAGUAUAUCUUGCCUGAAGAGAGAAAUGCUUGAGCCGUUGUUGUGCAAAGUGCGUGUUUUUCACCCUACGGAAUUCACAAAUGAAUGAGAAUCAGCCAGGUUACAUUUCAUAUACCUUUCACUCGUAUGUGUGUGUGUGUGUGUGUGUGUGAUCUAAUACAUAAUGCAUUUCUGGGUUGUGUCAAUGGGACUUUAGGAAAUAUAUCACUUUUUUUCAUACUCUGUUGGUUUCGGUUUUGAUUCCCUUCCCCCCACUUAAGAUGGCAA